Molecule: messenger RNA, 1866 nt
Organism: Closterium sp. Naga37s-1
Lineage: Eukaryota; Viridiplantae; Streptophyta; Zygnematophyceae; Desmidiales; Closteriaceae
Source: the annotation of a GenBank genome assembly
GCGGGACUAGAAGUCGACCUUAUUGGCUACGCAGGGUCGCAGGUGCAUCCCUCGGUGGCGGAGCAUCCGCGUAUUCACCUGCGCCUGCUGGGCAUGUCCUUCCCAAGUGGCCUCUCCCGCCCGCUCUACCUGCUGCUGCUGCCCAUCAAGCUCAUCGCCCAAGUGCUCUGCUUCCUCUGGGUGCUCUGCAUCGCCACGCCGCCUCCCGACUUCUACCUCCUCCAGAACCCACCCACCAUUCCCACCUUCACAGUGGUGCGUUUCGCAGGGCUCGUGCGGCGAGCCUCGUUUGUGAUCGACUGGCACAACUUCGGCUUCACCCUUUUCGGCCUCCGCUUCGGCCCUGCUCACCCCCUCGUGAAGAUCCACAAGUGGUACGAGACGACCAUAGCACGCCAGGCAGCGGCACACAUAUGUGUGACUCGAGCCAUGCAGCAGGAACUGGCGAACAACUGGGAUAUACGAGCCACUGUUCUGUACGACCGCCCGCCUUCCUUCUUCCGACCUAGUUCCUUGGAAGAGAUGAGAGAGGUGCGCAUGGGUCGAGAGAGGUACUGGGGCGCAUCGACCAAUCACUGCUCGACAGCUGUUUCUCCCCACCCGCACCAGGCGCGUGGCAGCGAUGGCGGGGGAGGGGGAGGGCGCUUUCACAACCAUUUAACUCUUUUCAACCCUUGCCGACCUCCCUCCCCUGCCUCCACUCACACCCACUACAGGACUGCGGAUGAGGACUUUGACGUGUUGUUAGAAGCUGCUCUCAUGUAUGACAGGCGUGUUGCAGCGAUGGCGGGGGAGGGGGAGUUUGGAGGAGAGGGAGGAGGCGAGGGGGAGCGGAGUGCUGCUGACGUCCCUCUUCUUGAUUCCAAAGGAACCGAUGGGAUACCAGAAUCAGGAGUGGCAGCAACAGCAGCAGGAGCAGGGGCAGCAGGAGCGGGAGGAGAUUUCUCUAGUGCAGGGUCAAGAAAAGAAGCGGAAGGAGAGGGUGAGCGGGGAGGGGGGGUGACGGCGGCAGGAGCAGCCGGAGUGGGAGCAAGUGGAGGGAGGUUGAAGUCAGGAGCCAAGUUUCCCAAUCUGGCGUUUAUUGUCACAGGCAAGGGAGCCCUUCGAUCGCACUACGAGGCCAAGAUGCGACGGCUGAGAUUGCGCCACGUGUCCUUCCGAACCGCGUGGCUUGCUCCGGAGGACUACCCGAGGCUGCUAGGCUCGGCGGACCUGGGCGUGUCUCUCCAUACCUCGUCAUCAGGCUUGGAUCUGCCUAUGAAAGUGGUGGACAUGUUUGGAUGCGGCCUUCCCGUCUGCGCCAUUUCCUAUUCCUGCUUGGAUCUGCGUAUGACAGUGGUGGACAUGUUUGGAUGUGGCCUUCCCGUGUGCGCCAUCUCCAUUCCUGCUCCAACCCUUUCCUCUCUCAGCAUUCACGAGCUAGUCAGGCCAGCACCCAACGGUCUCCUCUACUCACCCUCCCCCCACCAUCUUCUUCCCCCCACCCAUCCCCCCCCUGUUCCGCCCGCCCUCAGCAUCCACGAGCUAGUCAAGGACGGCUCCAAUGGUCUUCUCUUCUCAGACUCUUCAGAGCUCGCCUCGCAACUUAUUGACAUCUUCUGCGGCUUCCCAGAAGGUUCUGCCGCUCUCAAGGCCCACUCCCCUGCCACUGCCACCACCUAUUCCCCUGCAUUUGCUUCCUCUACCUCCUCGGCCCCCUUAUCCACACCUCCCACAUCACCCACAUCUCCGUCAUCUGCUCCUUCCUCCGUUACUCUGCUUCAGAAGCUAAGGUCUGGUGCCCUGGCGACAGGGGCUGCUGGUAAAUGGGCGGAUGAAUGGGGUGUGAAUGUGCUUCCGCUGGUGGAGAGAUUAAUCCGGGGGUGA